Molecule: messenger RNA, 2236 nt
Organism: Micropterus salmoides (largemouth bass)
Lineage: Eukaryota; Metazoa; Chordata; Actinopteri; Centrarchiformes; Centrarchidae
Product: YTH domain-containing protein 1-like
Exons: 14
Coding region: 157-1869 (570 amino acids)
Biological process (GO): mRNA splicing, via spliceosome; regulation of alternative mRNA splicing, via spliceosome
Cellular component (GO): nucleoplasm
Molecular function (GO): N6-methyladenosine-containing RNA reader activity; mRNA binding
Source: RefSeq, a predicted model, not a curated record
CCUCAGAAGAAGAAGACGACGCUCUAACAACACUCUGUCCGCCAUUUGGGCUGUUUACACUCCGGGUUUCUUCUCUCCCUCUUCUAAUCAAACUGAACCAGCUGGUACCUGCGGUGGUACCUGCGCGCGAGACAGCAGCACGUCACAGCGACUGUGAUGGCGGCGGACCGGCGCGAGGACAAAGAUGGAGAGCUGAACGUUCUGGAGGACAUUCUGACCGAAGCUCCAGACCAGGAUGACGAGCUGUACAACCCCGAGACCGAGCGAGACAUCAGCGACAAGAAGGGAACAAAGAGGAAGAGUGACCGCUCAGACAGCCAGGACCUGAAGAGGCGUCGCCCCUCAUCAGGCCACGCCCCCUCCAGGUCGUCCUCCAGCAAUAAAAGAGCCCCGGGACCAGCCCUCUCCGCCUCCUCUUCUAAGAAGGUGGCGUCCAGCCCCCGUGGCCGCCACACCGCCACCACCAGUACCGCCGCUACCGGCAGCAGCUACCAUCAUGAAUACUACGAGGAGCGAAAGGCGCGGCGAGGGGCCCGAGAAGCGACCAGGAGCCGCGGUGGAGAGGACGUACGACGCAGAGAGUCUCCGAGAGGCCUGGAGGGUCUGAGCCAGAAGUUGCGACGUGACGAGCGGCGUGCAAGCCCCUCCCCCCAUGGGGAGGACAACCAAUCAGAGGAGGAGGUGGCAGCAGAGUACGGCUCAGAGCCGGGGUCUGGAAGCUCCUCCCCUGCCGGUUCCCACGUAGAGGAAGAGGACGAGGAGGACCAGGAGGAAGAGGAGGAGGAGGAGGAAGAGGAGGAGGAGGAGGAGGAAGGAGAGAAGGAAGAUGAAGAGGAGGAAGAGGAGGAGUAUGAGCGCCGCGGCGGCGAGGCAAAUGACUACGACACUCGCAGCGAGGCUGGCGACUCGCGCUCCGCCUCCUCCGUCAGUUUCUCUGACGACGGCGAGUCGGUGCACUCGGGCUCGGCCUCCGAGGCCUCAGGUUCGGAGAAGAAGCGGGAGAAGCUGUCAUCGUCUGUCCGAGCAGUUCGCAAAGGGAUGGAGAAUCCGACCAGUAAACUGCGUUACAUCCUGCGAGACGCUCGCUUCUUCCUCAUCAAGAGCAACAACCACGAGAACGUGUCACUGGCGAAAGCUAAGGGCGUGUGGUCGACGCUGCCGGUGAACGAGAAGAAGCUGAAUGCAGCUUUCCGCUCGGCUCGGAGCGUCGUUCUCGUCUUCUCUGUGAGGGAGAGCGGAAAGUCUUUAGGUUUCGCCCGUUUGGCCUCAGAGUCUCAUCAUGGAGGAUCUCCGAUCCACUGGGUUCUUCCUGCCGGCAUGAACGCCAAGAUGCUGGGAGGAGUCUUCAAGAUCGACUGGCUCUGCAGGAGGGAGCUUCCUUUCACUAAGACGGCUCACCUGUCCAACCCCUGGAAUGAACACAAGCCCGUCAAAAUCGGACGCGAUGGACAGGAGAUCCAACCCGACAUCGGCGCUCAGCUCUGUGCCCUGUUCCCAUUGGACGAGAGUGUGGACAUGCACCAAGUGGCUCGCCGCGUUCGUCACAAGCGUCGGACGCCGUCGGAGCCGCGGCCUAGGGGCCGACCACCACAGCGCGAACCGGGAAGGCGUCGCCCUGAAGAGUACGACCUCCACGGCAGGAAGCGACCACGAGCCGACGGUCCGCCCGACUUCAACCAGCGAGCAGGCUUCAUCCAGGACCUGCGGAACCAGCCGGUGGACAGACGCUUCUCCAGUGUGAGGCGCGAUGUUUUCCUCAACGGGUCCUACAAUGACUACAUGAGGGAUUACCACCACAGCGUGGGGCCUCCUGCUCCCUGGCAGACUCUGGUACGACUCUCUUUUAUUGAUCGAUCCGGUUAUUGCUGACAGACUGAACAAAAGAGUUUUUUUUAUUUAUUCAAUUUAUUUAUUUACCUGGGACAGUGCACAGUAAUCAACAUUGUGGUCCGCUAAAUAGCUUAUUUUAAUCCGUGGUCCCGGGGCAGGCUCUAACUAAUAUAAUGCCAAAUAUCAUCAAUAUAGUGUAUAAAAGUACUGCAAGAAAUAUAUAAUGCAUAAGUGCAUUUGUGCAAAAGUGCCAGAAGUAUGUGAAAUCAUUACCAUUAUGUAAAAUGCUGAAGAGAGGUGGUAGGAUUGUUAGUGAUUUGCAUUAAGCCAUGACUUAAGUUUCUGUUUGAAAGUUAAAUCAUCAUUUAUUCUCAAAGUUCAGUAGGUAAACUAUUACAGUAGGUGG